AUUGCAGCCCUUGCAGGGCUUCACUUCUGGUGUCCGAUGUCAGAACUUGUUGAGUGGCCACCAUUAGUUUGAGCUUAGAGGGACUGCAGUUGUUCGUUUCCCUUGGAAGAGUCCACAUCGCGAAUGUUCUUCUUCCGUCGCCAGAAUGCUAAGCCCGCGCCUCGCCCCUCGCGCGCCCCAUCAUUUGCGCUGCCUAAGCGCCGUCCUCCUGUCCAGCUGACGCCCUCGCAUCAGCACGACCAGCUGCCCUUCCUGCGAAGAUCCCGCUUCAGCGCCCUGCCCCACUUCAGGGCCUACGAGGAUGAGCCGGAGAACCUGUCGCUGUUCAUCGCCAUCCUGUACGUGGUGGAUUUGUUCGGCAUCUUCCCGUUUGUCACGCUGCCCGCUCUGCUGGUGAAGAUGGGUUACUUCGGAAUACUGCUGGUGCUGUCCAUCAUCUUCCUGCAGAUCUACACCUCCUUCCUGCUGUCCCAGUGCUGGACCAUGGCCGAGCUGCUCGAUCCCUCCAUUCAGCAGAAGCGCAACUACCCGUAUGCCGCGCUGGCGGAGCUGGCCUAUGGUCCCUACAUGAGUCUGUUGGUAUCCGUGCUCCUCGACCUGAGCAUCUUCGCCAUGGCGGUGCCCAGCGUGGUGAUGGCCGCCCAGAACCUGGAGGGCGUCGUGCUGCGCAUGAGCGCUGGGCAAUACAAUUUCUCCUACUGCUACUGGGCCAUCAUAGUCGGCCUGGUCAUCUGCCCGCUCAUGUGGCUGGGCAGUCCCAAGCACAUGCGGAGUCUGGCCAUCACCGCUGUUUGCGUGAUGAUCGUUAUAGUGGCGCUGCUGUGGUUUUGCCUUUUCGCAGCUCCCGCGAUUGGCACUCCAUUCGAAGGAAUCUCCAUGGAACUGCCUGGCUUCCUUACCAUGCUAAACAGCUACAGCAUAUUGGCCUUCCAGUUUGACAUUCAUCCUGUGCUGCUGACACUGCAGAUCGACAUGAAGCACAAGUCCCAGGUGUCCUGGGCUGCCCUUAUCGGAAUAGCCAUUACCUGCAGCGUAGCCAUCUUUGGUUCCAUUAUCGCCGCCUACAAAUUCGGAUCCAUGAUAGCGGAUAACCUGCUGCAGUCCCUGCCCACCAGUGUGCCCUUCUACAUUAUGCUGAUCCUGAUGUCCCUCCAGCUUUGCUUCUCCGUCACGGUGGCCAGUUCUGCCAUGUUCCUGCAGAUCGAGAACUACUUCAAGUUGCCGGAGUCCCUCUCCAUCAAACGCAUGCUCAUCCGCUCCUCAGUGCUGGCCCUGGAGGUGCUUGUGGCGGAGUUUGUGCCCAGUUUCGAUGCCCUAAUGGAUGUGGUGGGUGGCACCAUAACCGGACCGCUGGUCUUCAUCCUCCCGCCGCUCCUCUACCGUCGCAUCCGGCGGAUGGAGCGUGUGCACCAGCGGAUUGCGGCGGAGGCCAGCUAUGGCAGCCUGCCCUUGGACCUGAACUACGAUCCCGUGGACCUGGAGAUGGAGCCCCUGCUGGUGACCAGUCCUCCGAUCUCCCCUCGCGGCUGCUGGCUGAGAGUGGUGCGAUUCCUGCACCGCCUCGAGUGCGACGUGUCCUGCACCAUGGCCGUGCUCAUCUUCGGCCUGCUGGCCACCUUCCUGUCCACCUACCUGAACAUCUUCAGCCUGGCCGACCUGUUCACCAAUAACUCGCCCUGCAUGAGCAAUCUGACCAAGCACUUCUGACGAUCAUCGCGGUCUUUCGCCUCAAUAAAACAUACGUAAAUAUUAAAAACUCUGCCAAGUUUGAUUGCCGUCCUUCGGCGGGUUCAAAAACCCAAGCUGCGCGGCUGGCUCCAUCUUCAUCUUUAAUGCAGUGCUAAAGGUGUUUUGUAUAACACAAA
Molecule: messenger RNA, 1865 nt
Organism: Drosophila biarmipes
Lineage: Eukaryota; Metazoa; Arthropoda; Insecta; Diptera; Drosophilidae
Gene: mah
Exons: 5
Coding region: 124-1707 (527 amino acids)
Source: RefSeq, a predicted model, not a curated record